This is a messenger RNA of Balearica regulorum gibbericeps (East African grey crowned-crane), 1642 nucleotides long. NCBI's taxonomy places the organism in Eukaryota, Metazoa, Chordata, Aves, Gruiformes, Gruidae. The record is from RefSeq and is a predicted model, not a curated record.
UAUGGUUUCGUCGUAUUUGGUUCAUCAUGGGUACUGUUCAACAGCCACCGCCUUUGCCAGAGUCACAGACACCACAAUCCAGGAAGAACAGACCUCAAUAAAGAAUAGACAAAGAAUACAGAAGCUAGUAUUAGCAGGCAGAGUGGGAGAGGCUAUAGAAGCCACCCAGCAGCUCUAUCCUGGCCUCCUAGAACAUAACCCCAACCUGCUCUUCAUGUUAAAGUGUCGGCAGUUUGUGGAGAUGGUGAAUGGGACAGACAGUGAAGUCCGUUGUUUCAGUGCCCGCAGCCCCAGAUCCCAGGACAGUUACCCCGGGUCCCCCAGCUUAAGUCCUAGACAUGGAUCAAGCAACUCACACGUGCAUAGUACCGGAGCAGAUAGUCCAACCUGUAGCAAUGGAGUCAUGUCCACAAAAAGCAAACAGAGUCACAGUAAAUACCCAACGCUGAGUUCAUCAUCUUCAUCUUCCUCCUCCUCCUCCCCCUCAUCUGUGAACUACUCUGAGUCCAAUUCUACAGAUUCUACCAAAUCUCAGCAGCACAGUAGUACGAGUAACCAAGAAACCAGUGACAGCGAGAUGGAAAUGGAGGCUGAGCACUACCCCAAUGGAGUCUUGGAAAAUUCAUCCACCAGGAUAAUGAAUGGCACCUACAAACAUGAAGAGAUCCUGCAGACGGAUGAAUCCAGCAUGGAAGACAGCUGUCCCCAGAGGCAGCUCUGUGGAGGGAACCACGCUGCCACGGAACGAAUGAUCCAGUUUGGACGGGAGCUGCAGAUGCUGAGUGAGCAGCUUUGCAGAGAAUACGGGAAGAACACGGUGCACAAAAAGAUGCUUCAGGACGCAUUUAGCUUGUUAGCUUACUCAGACCCUUGGAACUGCCCCGUUGGUCAACAGCUGGACCCGAUCCAGAGGGAACCUGUGUGUGCUGCUCUUAAUAGUGCUAUAUUGGAAUCUCAGAACCUGCCAAAGCAGCCCCCGCUGAUGCUUGCCCUGGGCCAGGCCUCGGAGUGUUUGCGGCUCAUGGCUCGCGUGGGCUUGGGCUCCUGCUCCUUUGCCAGAGUAGACGACUAUUUGCACUAGCCACCAGAGCAAGAUGGAGUUGACAUCGUUGAGUGCUGCCCUUCACCCUCCGUUGCUGCCACUCUACACCACCACCUCGUUCGAUAGCCUGACCUCCCUGCCACCAACACCCCCUCUAGCACACACACACACGCUGCCCGUGAAAGGAUCGAGUGAGUCCCUCACUGUGUGGCUGUUCCUGACCCCAGGAACGACUGGCAGACCUUACCUGUCUCCCUGCCAUUGCUGCGGCUCCAGCGGCACUCAGUAUUUCGCUGGUUAUUCUAAUGUAGCACCUUCCGAUGUAGGGAUUUCUCUUUGUUUUGAUUUGAGUUGUUUCUCAUGGAUCCACCAGUAUUUUAUCUGGAGAGUUUUGCUGAGCUGGUUUCUGCUGAUUUACUGAGGAAGCUCAUCAAGUUGGUGACAGCUUGUUCUUUUCUUCCCUUCUCCCUCCAUCGUGCACAUACAGCAGCAUCUUCUGUGCUAGUUACCUGAACUCUUCUCGCAGUGGCAGUUCAGAGGGAUUUUUUUUUUUUAAUUUUAUUUGAAACCUGUUUAUUAAAAAGGUCUCUUCCACCUCCA